CUCACAUCUCUCAAUCUCAUUGUAAUACAUCUUUCGCCAUCGACUUGCAUGCUGCGCUUUCCUCUAGAUUGAUACCCUAUCGACACAUCGGUUAGCACCAUGGCUGCUAAUACUAGAUAUGAGCCAGCUCCUCAGCGGGACUCGUUUGAGGACCGCGCAUACACUCAGCCCCCGCCAUCUUAUCAGGCAACGGCCGAAUACUCCCAAGCGCCUCGCAGUGAGGACGACAAUGUUCCCGAUGACUUCAAAUUCGGUGGAAUGGUCGCAGAAGGAACGUUACCUAUCCGGAUGCAAUUCGUCCGAAAGGUCUAUGCCAUCCUAACCGCCCAGCUCCUUCUAACAACCAUUAUGAGCUCGAUCUCCUUCUUCAGCGACAGCUACCGCCUAUGGAUCCAGUCCAACUUCUGGCUGAUGAUCGUCUCAGUCUUUGGUGCCUUGGGUUUCAUGCUCGUAACAUACUGGAAGCGCAAGAGCUACCCGGCAAACCUUCUUUUCCUGACAGCCUUCACGGUUCUCGAGGCCUACUCCAUCAGUGUCGUGACGUCCUUCUAUGACGCGCGCAUCGUAGUGCAAGCCCUUAUCCUGACGCUCGGCAUGUUCGUUGCGCUCACGCUCUUCGCAUGCCAGACGAAGUACGAUUUCACGAACUGGAUGCCGUACCUGUUUGGUGCGCUCUGGUUCUUGAUCCUGUUCGGCUUCGUGGCUGCGUUCCUCCCGAACAGUUCUACCGUUGAGCUCAUCUACAGCGGGCUGGCGGCGUUAAUCUUCUCCGGUUAUAUUCUUGUUGACACGCAGUUAAUUAUGAGACACUACCAUGUUGAGGAGGAGAUUGCCGCAAGCAUCUCGCUUUACUUGGAUAUUCUGAACCUGUUCCUGGCUAUCCUCCGGAUCCUUAACAACCAGCAAAACAACUAAACCUGUGUAUUAAAGUUGGUUGUUUGUGAGCGAACCCGGCUGGGAAGACAAAUUGUGUCGCAGUUGCUGAUUAUCUGAUGAAGAUGACUUAAUUGUAUCCUGCCGUCAAAUUGGGCUUGUUUCCAUAUGUCUAAUAACCAUGCUAGGUCUUUUUGCCCUUGACUUAGCCCUGUUUCUGGCGCUCUAGUUUUUUUUUUUUUUUCUGCUGCUAUAUGUGAUAUACUAUAUUUUAGCUUGUGCUCUGGAGCUUUGAAUUAUUGGUAAUUGACAAUGUCAUCUAAAA
Messenger RNA from Aspergillus caelatus, 1198 nucleotides. Its product is annotated as Bax inhibitor-1 family protein. Lineage: Eukaryota; Fungi; Ascomycota; Eurotiomycetes; Eurotiales; Aspergillaceae. The transcript has 3 exons. The record is from RefSeq and is a predicted model, not a curated record. Bases 100 to 915 code for a protein of 271 amino acids. Gene Ontology annotation, cellular component: membrane.